AUGGCUGAGCCGAAACCUACCGGCCUCUUCUCCUCGCUCUCCCUCGGGCGAGCUGCCAAAUCACCUCGCUCCUCGGAGACGCUAGCUCAUCCACUACUCGGCGCCUCAACGUCCUCAUUGAAUCUCAACACCGACAUUGAUCCCACCAGCCUUGUCGGACAUGGCUCAUCGCCCUCCCACCCAAUCUUAUCUCCAAAAGCCUCAUCCACCUUUUCCCGCACGCCAGCCGAAUCCCUUCCUUAUAAGCCUCGACAACGCCAUACACAUCGGGACUCGUCGAGCUCCUUUACAGGAACUACUAGCCCUGUCAUCUCAGCCGGCGUCACCCCUGCUGCUCCCACAGCUCCACCGACGACCUCAACCUCCUCCACUUUCGCCUUACCUCCUUCGGCCUCCGAGGGGAUGUCAAGCGAGACUUCACGUGCAGGUCCCUCCUCUGGCUCAGCUACGAGCCGGCUACAGGUACAGAGCCUGAAAGCCAGUGCUCAGCGGCUGGGACUGGCGAACGGCAGCAUCGGGAUGGCGAUGGUGGACGCGGUCGUAGACAAAGGACAGGUUGCGAGGAGUGGGAGCAGGCAGGGUGAGGGUGGUGAAUGGGGAGACAUCUUGCGCGUGUUACCUUCGGGAAAGGCCAUCCUCCUCCUUCCAGCCGCCUCGGCGUCUUCUCUACCUAUGACAGCGCCGGUCAUGCGAGAACACAUCGCCUUCUUGUCACCCCCUAUCCACCUCUCCCCGAUGCUUCCAUCGCAAAUGCGGAGUUCUGACUCGCUAGCAGAGAAGGCGAGAGAUGCUGCCGGAGAGACCGUGUCUAUGGUAGUCACUCUCUCAGGCUUGAUGGGUACCUUGAAAGGCGGCACGGUCACAUUCGAGUCCAUACUUCAGCCAGACUCGCACCUGCUGGCUGCACUGCGGGAUCCGGUCACUCGUCCAGGCGUUCUCGCCACGCUAAGACCUACAACGCUCGCCCUCCGCACCGCCUUUCCCUCGUAUCCCCUCUCCUCGCAAUCGGCUUCUCUGGCCUUUCCACCGCUCGGAAGACCCAUCGGUGGGCCUAUCGACACCAAGGAUCAGGCGCAGGAUACCAAGGCCUCGGCUGCCAAGCUGGGACGAAUGAACCCCUUCGCCUCCUUCUUCGGCUCGUCAUCGCAGGCAGCGACAAGUACCCGGGACACCUCAGCUCGGGCCGGCGCGACUCGCCCUACGGACCAGGGAACGUUGAUGGUGUCUGGGUUCGAUCUGUCCCCCAACUCGGGCUCGCCAGCGCCAUCCAUUCUAUCCGUCGAAAACGCCGACGAUGCGUCAGUCAUCUCCGACGCCACGAGCAGAGACGCCGAGGGCUUCUCCGUCCAAGCUUACACGGUGGCAAAGCCUAUUCGCACAUCGGAGGUGCAGAAAGCUCUAUCAAAGGCAGUUCGGGCGCAUGUCAAGGACGAGUUGGCGCGUCUGCCGGACAAGAUCGCUGACCGGGUCGCCAAACUCGUCCUCGCAAGCAUCUGUCCCGGCGCGGGGACUACCCAAGAUGCCUUGACCACCAAGCUCGUUGAGCCCGACUCCACCCCAUCAAUAGACUUCACCGAUCCCGCUCGGGCAAGCGAGCAACUGCAGGACUUUCUAGAGGCGGUAUAUGAUGAUCUGGUGGUCCAUUACCGGAACGAUUCGAGCCUAUUUGUGGCGGAGGGAGGAUUGCGGCGGAAAAGUAGCGGAGGCAAGCCAUGGGGAAGGUCGAGCGGGAGCAAUGGAAGCCAGGGUACGGAGGAAGAGGUGUCAAAGGAGAUCAAGGACAAGCGGAGACGUGAGCGGGAGGAACAGGCGGAGAAGGAGGGCACGGAAGGUGCAGAGAGGGUCGAGGCGCUCGUAACGAGGUUGCUCUAUAAUCGGCUCUUCUCACCUCUCAACUCCGAUGAUGGUAGACAUGACGAAGCCUUAGCAUCUCGAAUAGCCGCGCUCAACAUGCUGGAACUAUCGCUUGAUCAUCUCGGUCUCAUUACCCGACCUGAUGAUGAAGGGGUUCCGGGGACAAUUGCCGGCGGACUGGCCUCGAUAGUUGACAAGAUAGGGGAUGAGCUGCAGCAGCUCAUCACCCCUUCCUGCUUGGUUCCGAGGGCGAAGGCAGAUGUGUUGAUCCGAGCGCAUCAGCUCGUCGUCGAUGGUCUCGCAGACCUACCUCCCGUUCAACUUCGGCCGGAAGGCGAGCCAUACAAACCAUCUCCAGCCAUAUCCCAAGCGCCGACGCUGGAAGCCGAUCCCUCUCCGGUGACCCAAUCAUCAUCGUCUCUCCUUCUUCCUCCUACAGCAGAGAAGCCGGCCGAUGUCCCCGCUCCGGCCGAGGAUAUCGAGAUAUCGGAAUCUUCGCAGCUGGAAGAGGCCUUGGGAGACUCGGUCAUGACACUCCACGCCGCGUCCAUGUCGCCUUCUGGCUCCAUGGUGGCCCAGCCAUCCGAGGUCCCGGCCCCGAGACCUGCUCCCAAGCAAAGCACAUCGGGUGCCGACCUCAUCCUGCCCAUCAUCAUCUUCGCGGUCGUUCAGGCCAAUCCACCCCAGCUCGCGAGUCAGCUGAUGUACCUUCGGCGAUACCGAUCGGCAAUCUGCCUCACUGGCGAGGCUUCGUACGCCAUGGUCAACCUCACGGCGGUGGUCGAGUUCUUGGAGCAUGUCGACCUGGCGGAGUUGGGACUGGGCGGAGAGUCGGACAAGGUCAUGAGCGUGGCGGAUUUAUCGCCGAUCGGGCUCAACUACCUCGACGAGAGCAAUCCGGAUGCGCGGAGCAUCGCUUCGGCGAGCUCCCGGCUGCGGGGAAGAGUGUUUCAAGUUGGGGAAUUGGCGGGAUCAGCAGCGGGGUCGGCGAACAAGGUCAUCACCGGCGUCAUCGACUCUUCCUGGUCCGCCGUACGGGGUCUCAUCGGUACCACUGCGGUUGGAGCGGAAGACGACCGCGAUUCCACAACAACGGGAGCUACGAGGCCGGCAACGCGAGGUCGUCAGGUCUCAUCCUUCUCGUUGGCGAACGUGACGGCCAGCGUUGCCAAUAUAGCAGCGGCCGCGGCAGCAACCACGCAAGCGGCUGCGCGGUCUCGAGCCAACUCCCGAGCCGUCGAACCCCCUCCAACACAACAGUGGCAAGGCAACCAAGAGAUGAUCGACGUCACCUCCCGCCCCCAGUCAAUCAAGGAGCAUGACAAGGAGGAGUACCCCUCGGACUCCGAGUCCGACUCGGCGGACACGGAGGGAUCGGCGGACCACAGGCCGGACCCCUUCAAUGCGGGUCGGACGGAUACUCGAGCACUCUCGGAUGCUAGGAGCAUCAAGAGUGUCAGUAGCAUGCUGUCCAAGGAGGGCAGAAGGGACGAUGCUGCCAGGGUCAGCCUCAGCGAUCGGCUGGCCAAUAUAGGCGGUUUUGGGAGGGUUACUUCCGGGUCGGGGCCCGUCACACCAGCGGAAACGCCUCAGGUGCCGAGCCCAGAGAAAGAACCAGCAGCAAAGCCCACUGGAUUCCUCGCUAGUCUCACUGGCGCUCGUUCUUCCUCGUCCACCGGUCAAGGGCAUAGCCGUCGCGCCUCUCUCCUCAGCGGUAAUGCCGACAUCACCGGUAGACUUCGCGCCAACUCCGGCUCAUCUCCCUCUGGUGCAGCAUCUCUGAGCCGGACCUCGUCUGUCUUACCUGCCGACCCUCCACCAAACCCCGUCGAGAGAUUCAUGACUUGCGAUCUGGGAGACUUGAAGAUGUCGGAGAUUGGAGAGCUACUCAAGGAGUACCAACGUUUGGGGGCGUAUGUCAAAUCUAGACCAGCUGGAGAAGGUGCGGGUGUCAGCUUAUCGGCGUCGAACACCUCUUGA
Messenger RNA from Dioszegia hungarica, 3834 nucleotides. Its product is annotated as putative guanyl-nucleotide exchange factor. NCBI's taxonomy places the organism in Eukaryota, Fungi, Basidiomycota, Tremellomycetes, Tremellales, Bulleribasidiaceae. Gene Ontology annotation, cellular component: cytosol; endocytic vesicle. The coding region runs from base 1 to 3834 and encodes 1277 amino acids. Gene Ontology annotation, biological process: vesicle-mediated transport. The record is from RefSeq and is a predicted model, not a curated record. Gene Ontology annotation, molecular function: small GTPase binding; guanyl-nucleotide exchange factor activity. The transcript is spliced from 7 exons.